AACAAAUAAAAAUUAAAAUAUCGUUUAGCGCACAAAAACUAUUGCUCACGCAGGCCAUCUCUAGUCCCUACUCAUUUAUCGAUAUCGCAGUCUCCGUUUCGGCCAUCACUACGCUCGACCUAUUUUCAAAGAAAAAAGGCUAUAUUUUGCGAAAAACAUCCCGAAUCGAACGAGAAACACCCGCUCCAUCAGCCCAAGGACCUCCCACAUCCAUGCAAGGCAAAGCGAGGACAAGCCAGACAAUUGCAGUGUAAGCAAAUGUGCACAAAAUGAAAGUGAAAAUCAAGUCAUGGACGGGAGUUGCAACUUGGCGUUGGAUAGCGAAUGACGAGAACUGCGGUAUCUGUCGCAUGUCCUUCGAGAGCACCUGCCCGGAGUGCGCCCUGCCCGGUGACGACUGCCCCCUGGUGUGGGGUGUCUGCUCCCAUUGCUUUCACAUGCAUUGCAUCGUCAAGUGGCUGAACCUGCAACCGUUGAACAAACAGUGCCCCAUGUGCCGCCAGAGCUGGAAGUUCAACGUGCACUAA
This is a messenger RNA of Drosophila elegans, 527 nucleotides long. RefSeq names its product anaphase-promoting complex subunit 11 (gene lmgA). Gene Ontology annotation, biological process: positive regulation of mitotic metaphase/anaphase transition; anaphase-promoting complex-dependent catabolic process; protein ubiquitination. The transcript has a single exon. Gene Ontology annotation, cellular component: nucleus; anaphase-promoting complex. The coding region runs from base 270 to 527 and encodes 85 amino acids. Gene Ontology annotation, molecular function: zinc ion binding; ubiquitin protein ligase activity; cullin family protein binding. Lineage: Eukaryota; Metazoa; Arthropoda; Insecta; Diptera; Drosophilidae. The record is from RefSeq and is a predicted model, not a curated record.